AUGGCAUUGCGUGUAGACCUCUUCUGGUCCUUCACAAAUUCCGCAUGGAACACCGUCUUCAAAAUCAUCUUCCUCUGUUCUAGCGCAUACACGCUUUACUUGAUGCUUAACGACUACAAACCGACCCAUGACCCCAACCUAGACACCUUCAAAGUUAGCUACCUGCUCGGCGGGUCUGCAGUCCUCGCCGUCGUCUUUCCUUACAAGUACACACCAUCCGAAAUCUUGUGGGCCUUUAGUAUCUGGCUGGAGUCUGUUGCGAUAUUACCACAGCUCUUCCUCUUACAGCGUACCGGCGAAGCGGACACGAUAACAACGCAUUAUCUGUUUGCAUUAGGCAUUUAUCGAGCCCUCUACAUUCCCAAUUGGAUAUACAGAUACUUCACCGAAGACUACUUUGAUCAGAUCGCUGUCCUGGCUGGAAUUGUGCAGACAGUACUGUACUCCGAUUUCUUUUGGGUGUACUACACUAAGUAA
Endocarpon pusillum Z07020 is the source of this 477-nucleotide messenger RNA. RefSeq names its product ER lumen protein retaining receptor. The record is from RefSeq and is a predicted model, not a curated record. NCBI's taxonomy places the organism in Eukaryota, Fungi, Ascomycota, Eurotiomycetes, Verrucariales, Verrucariaceae. The transcript has a single exon. The coding region runs from base 1 to 477 and encodes 158 amino acids. Gene Ontology annotation, cellular component: membrane; endoplasmic reticulum; cis-Golgi network. Gene Ontology annotation, biological process: protein retention in ER lumen; endoplasmic reticulum to Golgi vesicle-mediated transport. Gene Ontology annotation, molecular function: ER lumen protein retrieval receptor activity.